Salmo salar (Atlantic salmon) is the source of this 1122-nucleotide messenger RNA. Its product is annotated as Alpha-aspartyl dipeptidase. Gene Ontology annotation, molecular function: serine-type peptidase activity. Gene Ontology annotation, biological process: proteolysis. NCBI's taxonomy places the organism in Eukaryota, Metazoa, Chordata, Actinopteri, Salmoniformes, Salmonidae. The record is from RefSeq and is a predicted model, not a curated record.
CGACAUCACUGCUUUCUAGAUAACUUGGACAGAAACGAGCUCCGAUUGGGAAAAUUUGUUUUGAACGGUCAUUCAACUUGCAAUUCCCAGGCGGAAACUCGGGCAUCUUUUUAAGAGCUACGAAUUUCUUACCCGAAGAUCGCCGAUGUCAUGGUUUGACUUCGUGUUUUUCCGAUUUCCCAGUUGUCGUGAAAGCACCAUGUGACAUGAGACUUGUCAUGUGAUUUAUCAGCUGACCCCUUUUCCACACACGGUAACAGCAUGAGAAAACCUUGACGCAAAGAUAUGAAGAGGAGACUUCUGCUCGUGUCCAACUCAACCCUGCACGGGGGUGGAUAUCUGGAACAUUGUCAACAGCAGAUCAAAGACUUUUUCGGAAAAGGUGUGGCGAGGAUCUUAUUCAUCCCCUAUGCACUGUGUGAUAGAGAUGGCUACGCAAAGACUGCCAGGGACAAGUUCAACAGUUUGGGUUAUGAGGUGGACAGCAUACACGAGGCCUCUGACCCAGUGGAAGCUGUAAGGAAGGCUGAGGGUAUAUUUAUAGGCGGUGGCAACACAUUCCGUCUGCUGAAAUGUCUCUACGACAACAAUGUGCUGUCUGAGAUCAACAAGAGGGUUCUGCAGGAUGGUGUUCCCUACAUGGGUUCCAGUGCUGGCACCAACGUCUCCACUGUCAGCAUCAACACUACCAACGACAUGCCUAUCGUGUACCCGCCCUCCUUCAAUGCCAUUGGUUUAGUGCCUUUCAACAUCAACCCUCACUUCCUGGAUACGGACCCUAACAGCAGACACAUGGGAGAGACACGAGAGCAGAGGAUCAUUCAGUACCAUGAGGAACCUGACACUACAUCUGUUCUGGGCUUGAGAGAGGGCUCCAUGUUGCUAGUAGAAGGAAACAAGGCUACUCUACUGGGCACCUGCAAGGCACGGCUGUUCACCAGGGGGAAGCCAACAACAGAAUUUGAAUCUGGCAGUGACCUCAGCUUCUUGCUGACAGACAGACAGUAAAAAGAAAAAGUUGUACUUCUCCACACCCAGCAAGACUGAUUCAGAUCCUUUCAAGUGGAAAUGUACUUACCGGUUUAUGAUAUCAAAAUAAAUAUUAUUACCCCAAAAAAUGAA